AUGCUUGGAAAAUUUCUACAUUUUGGAUUCGCCUAAUAACUUUUGGGUCUAUUAAUUGCCUAUAAACGACCCUUAAAGAAAUACCAUAAAUGUUAUAGGUCAGUUUCACAAAGGAAGUAUAGAGAUAUUAACGUAUUUAAUCACAUUAAGUUUAAAUCAUUUUUAAUAUGAUAUAACUGAAAACUGUAUUUAAUCCACUGUGUUCUUUAUAUUCGUGUGUAAACCUUAAUGUUUUUUUAAGAUAAAUUCUAGUAGUAGUCCUUUAGUUCAUGAUAAAAUAAAGGGUUUGAACUUUCUAAAACUAGUUUUCACACUGAUAUGAAAUAUUUUUUUCCAGAAAAUCAACAAUUCUGACUAUGGAAAGGAACGGCUCAGGCACUCUUAAAGAGGGGCUGCAAAAUAGCAAUGAGGACUUGCAAAAUGUGCCUGAAGAGAAAACGAAUAAAUUAACAUUUAGCACUUCAGAUGGAACACAAUUUCAGUUAGCUCUUGCUCUUGAUAUGGAUGUUAACCAAGCGAUGGAAGCUUGCCAAGCAGUCGCACAGUCAGUGGGAAAAGGGAAUCAAGCUAUUACACUAAUUCUUGACGAUGAUUCACCAUAUAAGGAUCAUGUUCAUGAAGAAACCCAAAAUAAUUCUGUUUGUGACAGUUCAGAAAAAGUUAACCUUCUAGUAGAUUAUGGAAAUAAAGAAGUAGUCGUCGAAUGUCCAGUUCAGAAUCAAGAGGUUGUUAUUGCAUUGUUAAAUAGUGGUUUAAAUAACUUCGCUGAAUUAACUAAAUAUGGGGCAAUUGUUCAUGAAAAUAAAGACCAAACAAAACCUAUAGCUGGGGAAUCAGAAGCAAAUGCAGCAGCUGAUAAUCUGCAAUAUGAGUUCUCAAAUGUUGCAAAUACCAGUUCUGAAAAAAAUCUUAGAAAUCCAACUGAAAUAACAAAUUCAGCAACUGUUGAAGAAAUUGAUGGUAAAAAGACAUAUAUGACUGUUCCUGGUAUGAAAAAACGGAUAGAAGUCGAUGGAGAUAUUAUGUCCUUGAAGGGAAACAAUAAAACUAAAGAAGUCGUCUUGUACUCUUGCCCUUUCUGUUUUGAGUUACUGUUCACCGCACCAUCACAACUGUACGAUCAUGUUCAAGCGAAACACAAGAAUCAUCCUAAAUUUAAAAACAUGCAACGAUCAGAAUUUAUAACUAGAACAGAAAGGGGAUCAUUACAGUCAGGUAUUCGUGGACCAGGACGUCCAAGAGGUUCAAAAACAACAACAAUUCAACGAGUCAAUUCAAAUGUUUCUUAUUCUGAAAAUACAACUUCAAUGCUUUCUGGACUUUUAUAUAGACCAAGUCCAGUUGAUCCGAUAGAAUGUCGAAGAGUGUUUUGCUCACCUUGGAUGUACUAUCUGUCUAACGAAGCGUAUGAGUGCGGGGCCCGACUGCCUGACGAGAAAAGAAACUUAAAGACAUUACCUUUACCUAAUUACGCAGAAAUUGAAAAAGAAAUUAUGCAUUAUGAUCCUCAAACAGAUGCGGAGCCUGAGGGGGGCCUCGAUCAAUACUUAGAAGAUAUUGAAAAGAAAGUAGAAAAACAAACGUUAACAAUAGCAGAUAUGGAAAUGGCAGAACAUGAGAGAAUGCUUAAAGAUAUGAGAAAAAGUGAAGAAACGACAAAAGUAGACAAUAAUCAAUCGUGGGUAACUGGUUAUUUACCUGCUAAAAGAGGGAGACCUCCAAAAAGGAAAAUGGAAAAUUCUGAAAAACCAGCUAAUGAAAGUACAAUUGUUUUAGAGGACGUUACUGUAGGUACAGGAAUCGAAAUUCAAGUUGAAAAUGCGCCGAAGCAAUUUAAAAGAACACCUAGAAAAGAACGCCAAGAGGAACGUAAAGAAAUUCAACAAAUCGUUAUUGAAUCUAUACCAAAAAAAGAAAGCAAGAUAAAACCCAUAAAUACAGAAAUUCGCGUGAUUGAAGUACCAAACAAUCCAUGA
This is a messenger RNA of Dimorphilus gyrociliatus, 1976 nucleotides long. The record is from the annotation of a GenBank genome assembly. Lineage: Eukaryota; Metazoa; Annelida; Polychaeta; Dinophilidae.